Messenger RNA from Cervus elaphus (red deer), 2693 nucleotides. It is a transcript of the gene TECRL, whose product is annotated as trans-2,3-enoyl-CoA reductase like. Gene Ontology annotation, molecular function: oxidoreductase activity, acting on the CH-CH group of donors. NCBI's taxonomy places the organism in Eukaryota, Metazoa, Chordata, Mammalia, Artiodactyla, Cervidae. Gene Ontology annotation, biological process: very long-chain fatty acid biosynthetic process. The transcript has 12 exons. Bases 108 to 1190 code for a protein of 360 amino acids. The record is from RefSeq and is a predicted model, not a curated record.
AUGCCACUUGACCUUUCCAGGUUUCACCAGCAGUAUUUAACUUGUUUGAAGGGAGCACACUUGCAUGUGUCUCCUGUUGACAAGAGUUUCUCCUGGUAGUUCGCAGAAUGUUCAAAAGGUACAAGUCUCUUGCUUCAGAACGCAGGAUUUCUCCAGGAGCUACACGGUCCAUACUGAAGGAUGACAUGAGAAAUUUUCAUUUUUUGUCGCAAUUUAUAAUCUCAGCAGGCCCUCUAAGAUCAGCGUCAGCAGUUAAACAUUCAAAAACUACUCACUUUGAGAUUGAAAUACUUGAUGCUCAAACCAAAAAGCAGAUAUGUAUUGUGGACAAGGUGACACAAAAAUCUACCAUUCAUGAUGUUAAGCAGAAAUUUCACAAAGCAUGUCCACAGUGGUAUCCUUCUCGAAUAGGCCUGCAGCUAGAACGUGGUGGGCCUUUUCUGAAGGACAACUUAACCGUUCAAAGUGUUGCAGCUUCCUCCAUUGUCACACUCUAUUUUACAGACCUAGGUCAACAAGUCAGUUGGACUACAGUAUUUUUGGCUGAAUACACAGGACCUCUGCUAAUAUAUCUCCUCUUUUAUUUGAGGAUCCCGUAUAUAUACGACAUGAAAGAGAGCUCUAGAAGAUUAUGUCACCCAGUGGUACACUUGGCCUGCUUCUGUCAUUGUAUACACUAUAUCCGAUACCUUUUGGAAACCUUAUUUGUUCACAAGGUUUCUGCAGGACAUACACCUUUGAAAAAUUUGAUAAAGAGCUGUGCCUUUUAUUGGGGAUUCACUUCUUGGAUUGCCUACUACAUUAAUCAUCCACGAUAUACACCACCAUCAUUUGGAUACAGGCAAGUCGCAGUAUCUGCUAUCAAUUUUCUGAUUUGUGAAGCUGGAAAUCAUUUCAUCAAUGUAGUGCUGGCUCAUCCCAAUCACACAGGAAAUAAUGCCUGUUUUCCAAGUCCAAAUUAUAACCCCUUUACGUGGAUGUUUUUCCUGGUUUCAUGUCCUAACUACACCUAUGAGAUUGGAUCAUGGAUUAGUUUCACAAUCAUGACGCAAACAUUGCCAGUUGGGAUUUUUACACUUCUGAUGAGUAUCCAGAUGUCUCUGUGGGCACAAAAGAAACAUAAGAUUUAUCUGAAGAAAUUCAAUUCUUAUAUGCAUAGGAAAACAGCAAUGAUUCCAUUUAUACUGUAAGAAAAAUAAGUGAUCUUAUCUCACAUACAGAAAAGCUGUAUAUUAACUCACUGAAUGAAAUUUGACCAAGGGUAAUUGUCUAUUAUGUUCCAGAAAUUCACAUAAAAUAGUAUUUUUGCUUAUAUAAGAAUAUACAAGGGCAAAUAUAUAUAAAUUUAUGUAUUAUAUCAAUAUAGUAAUUUAGCUGAAUUUAGAGUAAUAAAUGAGGCAAAUGAAAAGUUGAAAUUAUAAAUAUGGCUAACUGAAAUAGCAUCCUGUGUGUUUGCAAGGGACAGAUCUUUGAAUGAGAUGUUCUUAAUUCAUUAAAUCUUUCAUAAUACUAUUGGCUUAAGACAAUUUAAAAUAUUUGAGUUCUAUAAAGUGGAUCUGCAAUAUUUCAAACACUUGAAUUUUACAUAUUAUUUUGAGAGUAAUUGAACAGAGAGUUCAAUAUGUUACUGGGAAAUUUCAGAUGUCUUGAAACUAUUAUGUCAGUAGUUCAAUUUUACCUAUAUUAAAAGUUAAAUACUUGUAAUUAGCCAUGCAUCUUAGUUAUUCAUAAUACACAUUGUAUAUCAUUCUGGAAAUACAACAACUAAAAUAUUUUCUAGACAUUACUUAUUAAACAUUUGAAUAAACUAUAUUGACAUAUAUAUAUUUAUGUUUACAUAUAGAUCAUGUUUGUAUGUGAAUAUAGAAAUAGAUAUAUUCCAAAUGGACAAUAUGUGAUGAUGAGGAAAGUGUGCAUUAGAACAUUGAGAUUAAGAGUGAAAAGAUAUUUUCUUUUAUUUUCACAUUUUUAAAUUUCUAUGUAUUCUCAAAUCCAGUGUAUUAAGUAUAAGAUUGUGAGUGUAAAUAUACAUAUAUACUUUGACAAAGAGAUGAAUUCUAUUAUAAAAAUUAAAUACAUAUUUGUUAAAAGUUUAAAAGAAAUCUUUACUCAUAUUUAAAUUGGGUCUCUCUACAUUGGUUAAUUUCUAGAGUCUUUCCAGUUAUUGGAUAUAAAUGUAUCUAAAUAGAUGCAUACAUAGACAUACAUAUAUCAAAAUAUUAUUAUGAAAGCUCUUAGAUAUUUAGAUAUUUGACAAAAUAUCCUUGGUAAAGGUAGGUCUAAAUGCAUUUUGUAGUUUUUUUUUUUUUAAGGAAGCAAUUUUUAUUUUAUUUUAUUUUGCUUUUUAUUUUUAUCUAUUUAUUUAUUUUUCCCAAUUAUUUUUGUUAGUUGGAGGCUAAUUACUUUACAAUAUUGUAGUGGUUUUUGCCAUACAUUGACAUGAAUCAUUUCUUAUUAAGAUAUGUGACCAACUAUUCAAGAAAUAACAAAAUCAUCUAUUCAAAAGCUUUACCACUUCCAAGUGCACCUUAUUAAAAUAUCUGAAAAGAAUAUGACAGCAUAUUUUGAUUCACUAAUAUUCAUUCAGCAAAAGAGAAUGAAACCACACUUAUUUACUGUAAUAUUCUUUUCCAAGUAUGCUACUGUAUUUCCAAAUGUAUGAUUACUUUCCUCUUAUAAAUGCAACUACAUUC